This is a messenger RNA of Soboliphyme baturini, 342 nucleotides long. The record is from the annotation of a GenBank genome assembly. Lineage: Eukaryota; Metazoa; Nematoda; Enoplea; Dioctophymatida; Soboliphymatidae.
AUGACUAGCGUCCGGCAUUUAAAUUAUUCUCGCGAGUUGUUAGUUACCAACCGACUGGCAAGAGGAGGCGUUUUGCUGGCUAACUUAAAGGCUUUGGAUUCUGAUUACUUCGCAAAAACCUGUCUUGGAAGAUCAGAAAAGUUCGGUAUCAUACCGAUGGAAAAAGUGAAUCUUUGGGGCGGCUCUUUGGCUAUUGGCCACCCGUUUGGUGCAACCGGCGUCCGGCUGGUUACUCAUGCAGUUAAUCGCUUAAUUGACACAAAUGGGAGAUUGGCAUUAGUAGCGGCUUGCGCCUCGGGCGGCUUAGGUCACGCGAUGAUUAUUGAACGAUAUGGUUGCUAG